This is a messenger RNA of Pseudonaja textilis, 2463 nucleotides long. RefSeq names its product atypical chemokine receptor 3 (gene ACKR3). Gene Ontology annotation, molecular function: G protein-coupled receptor activity; coreceptor activity; chemokine binding. NCBI's taxonomy places the organism in Eukaryota, Metazoa, Chordata, Lepidosauria, Squamata, Elapidae. Gene Ontology annotation, cellular component: membrane. The record is from RefSeq and is a predicted model, not a curated record. Gene Ontology annotation, biological process: G protein-coupled receptor signaling pathway; vasculogenesis; chemotaxis.
AGUCGCUUGCCAAGCCGCCCGCGGGAGGAGAAGCAGCUCCCUGCGCUCGACAGGAAGGGAAAAGGCGACCUCGCGAUUUACGAACAACUUACGGGUACAUUUAUUGCUUUUCAAGCUCUUUCUGCUGACUUUAAGUAUCUUAAACCAGCUAUUCCUUACUCAGACCGAUCGCAGUUCUGCAAGCCUGAUCCCAUACUCGUUUCAUCAAAAAUCGUCUGCAAUGAAUACUAUUGACAUGCCUCCAAUAUUCAGUCUUGUGGAUGUGGAGAAUCUCAAUGAAACCAAUGUAACCUGCAACAAUGGAGAGUGUAUCACCGUGGACACCUUGUUGUGCCCAAAUGUGCUUAACAAAACUGCUCUGCUUUAUACCCUCUCCUUUUUGUAUAUCUUUAUUUUUAUGAUUGGCUUAGUGGCCAAUUUUGUGGUUGUCUGGAUGAAUUUUCAAACAAAACUUACCGGCUAUGAAACCCACUUAUACAUCUUCAACCUUGCGGUGGCUGACCUUUGUGUGAUCAUCACUCUUCCCAUCUGGGUAGUCUCCUUUGUUCAACACAGCCAGUGGAACAUGGGGGAAAUCUCAUGCAAGAUAGCUCACCUGGUGUUCUCCAUCAAUCUAUAUGGCAGCAUCUUCUUCCUGACAUGUAUGAGUGUGGACCGGUACCUCUCAGUUGCUUUCUUCAAACCCGCCAGCAGUGUUAAAAAGAAGAGACUCCGCUAUUGCACUUGCAUUUUGGUAUGGCUCUUUGCCUUCUUUGCAGCCCUUCCUGAUACCUAUUACCUUAAGACGGUUUCCUCCAACAAUGAAACCUAUUGUCGCCCUGCCUAUCCAGAAGAGACUGCAAAGGAGUGGCUAGCUGGCAUAGAGCUAACCUCUGUUAUUUUAGGUUUUGUCAUUCCUUUUCCUGUCAUUGCUAUUUCCAAUUGUCUUUUAGCCACAGCUGUAUUGGCCUCUAAUGAUCAAGAGAGGAAGCGUAAUGUGAAAAUUAUUUUUUCCUAUGUCCUUGUAUUUCUUGUCUGUUGGCUGCCCUACCACAUAGUUGUCCUGCUUGACUUCUUGUUGGCCUUCCAUUUUAUACCCUUUAGUUGCCAAAUGGAGAACUUCCUUUAUGCAGCCCUUCACGUUACUCAGUGCUUCUCUCUGGUUCAUUGUUGCAUCAAUCCCAUCCUCUAUAGCUUUAUCAAUCAAAACUAUAAGUAUGAACUCAUGAAGGCAUUUAUUUUUAAAUACUCAGCUAAAACUGGCCUUACAAAACUGAUUGAUACUUCCAAGGUUUCAGAAACAGAGUACUCUGCUUUGGAGCAAAAUGCUAAAUGAUCAUUGCUUUUCAAAAGACUUUGCUGGGGAAGCAGAUUACUCCUUCCUUAGUUUACUGAACCUUGACUACAUGAUAUUCAUUUUAAUAUAUAUAUAUAUUAAAAAACAGAUAUUUUGCAGUUGUAUUGGAAAGAUAAAUAUAUUCAACCAUGUAUUUGGUUAAAUUGUGAGAGUAUAAAAUACUGUAGUUUUAAUAUUGGAUCUUCUUUUCUAUUGUAAGAAUAGAUUGCAUAACAAAUGAAAAUUAUAUGCAUUUUAUGUUGAAGUUUUCAACUUUUGUAACAACAUAGUUGUAAUUUGUUUUAAAAUAUUCAUUAUUGUAUGUUAAUAGGUUUCAUGAUCUUUGUCUAUUUGUUUCUUUCAGUGCCUCAUCUUCCUAUUUGUAAAUUAUUUUUCAAAUACUAUCUUGGACGAUAAGAUGCAAGCAAUACAGUAUGCUAUUGGGGCCCCCAGAUGUACCUGAUAUUUAAUUUUAAUUUUUUUUGAAUCAAAAAAAGUAUUCCUGGUGACUCCACUGUAGUUUCAUAGACAACACUACAGAAGGGUUUGCAUUGGUUCUCUUCUUCAGUUCCUUUUCUAAAGGGAUUAUAACCUGAUAUUCCCUGGAAGUCUUCCAGGAGCAAUCAGAACAGAUUCCUACUUAGCCAAAAUAGUAUAGAGUUCUGAAUUCUAGAUUCAGAGCCAAAUCACCCCCCCCCAAAAAAUGGUUUGCUUAUAGCAGGGGUCCCCAACCCCUAGUUCCUCAGCCCAGUGCUGGACUGCAGUCCAUUGGGGAAUGGGACCAUGGAAGUAUUGGGCAUGCAUGUGCAAAGCUGCCUUUGUGAAAGUGGUGCAUGUGUGCAUACAAUACCAUCCCCUCUUACCCCUCGUGGCCGCCACCAGUCUGCCAAGCCAGAAAGGUUGAAGACUGCUGGCUUACAGUGUCCUGCUUGUGACGCACCUGCAUCAACUAGUUAUGAAUGGAUUCAAAAUAUUGAUGAACAGGAUGCCUUCAAAGUAGUUUUUAUCAGCAAUUUUCUUGUCACAAUCAUAUAGACUUAUUGUUCAUGUGUGUGAGUGUGCACACAUGUAUAUGCUUCUGAAUAUAAUUGGUCUCUGUAGUCCAUUUGUAUUCUUUUUCUGAUCCUAAAAAUAUCCAAUAAACAACA